ACCCUGAGAAUCCGAGCCCGCGUCUGCACUCCUGCAGCCCAGGGGCCCGGGAGCCUGGAGCCCAACCUCGUCUCCAUGCGACACGUCACAAAGUGGCCCACAGCUCAGCGCACUAUAGCUGGCGGCCCCCGGGCCUCUGCAGGCAAACAUGGCUUGGCGAUGUACCGAGAAUCCAUGCUCUGUGCACCAGCGCAAGUUCCGGCUAAGUGAUAACAACUGGGAUUCAUAUACCACCACCAUGAAAGCUGCAUUCACACCAAAGACAGGAACCAGGACCACCUCACUUCGCCCCAAAACUAUCAGAUCAGAAAAUCCAUAUACAUUUGGUUUCAACCAGACACAUUACAAUGAAGAAUAUGUUUGGAAAGCACGUUCUAAAGAAGAUUGGAUCAAAACAGGACCUAUAAGAACCAUCAAGUAUCAAACACCUCCCUCUAAACAAGACUUCUUUCUCUGGACACUGCCUCAAGGCAACUCAGCAUCAGUGAAGAGCACGUGCCCUUGGAAAUUUGAGACUAUGGAGAAGAUUAAGAAGGCAAUAGCUAACCAGUUUGUUUCCCACACUCGGAGGGACUUUGUGGACAGAGCCAACGUUCAGAACAUGAAGAAAAUACAUCAGAAAUUUCCAGAUUGGAAAACGUUAAUUCCUCGACCUGCAGAAACUGAGUUCCGACGGAAUUACCAAUUUCCACCUCAUGUCCCUGAGUUUCAGGAUUUCAGUCUUAAAUAUGGGUGCUACUCAAGCCUGCAGUUUCCUUCUCGGGGUGCAGUGCCUUCUGUGCUCUACAGCCACAUGCGGACUCAGGAGCUCACAAAAAGGCAGACUAUUUACCAAAGCGAUUACGGGAAAACCUGCCUGGAUCUCUUAACGAUUUUGAACACAGUUACUCCCUCCCAAGUCCAAGCAUACCUUCAGAGUGUUUCCUACAGGGACAGAGAAAUUCUUAAUCGCUUUAUCCGCUCUCACUGUGACUUUGGUGAAAAAGUGAAAUGAAAAGGAAAAUAGUUCAAAUGAAGCAAAUCUGAAAAAUCAACAGAAGCACUGGGGCCUUCUGAUUCAUUUUCUCAAAACUUGGGAAAAAUAACAUACAGAUUAUUACAAAUAUGCUGUGAUAUUUAUGUCUUUGUGUAAAUUUAUUUUAUUUUCAAGCAAUAAAAUUAUUUAAGGUUAUAGGUU
Messenger RNA from Erinaceus europaeus (western European hedgehog), 1177 nucleotides. It is a transcript of the gene TEX26, whose product is annotated as testis expressed 26. Lineage: Eukaryota; Metazoa; Chordata; Mammalia; Eulipotyphla; Erinaceidae. The record is from RefSeq and is a predicted model, not a curated record. Bases 149 to 994 code for a protein of 281 amino acids. The transcript is spliced from 7 exons. Gene Ontology annotation, cellular component: cytoplasm.